Molecule: messenger RNA, 3316 nt
Organism: Salmo salar (Atlantic salmon)
Lineage: Eukaryota; Metazoa; Chordata; Actinopteri; Salmoniformes; Salmonidae
Gene: blcap
Product: bladder cancer associated protein
Source: RefSeq, a predicted model, not a curated record
GUCUGGCAUUUUGGUACACCAGAAUUAUAUUAAUUUCCACUGAAACGUUGCGUUGCAGAUGCAUUGUGUUCGGUGUGAAUGUUGAACUUUUGUUGCAUACAUAUCCAGAUGAUGCUGCUUACUAUUUGCAUAAAACACUGUCGGUGUGUUCAAAGCGUAACCAUUUUAAACUGCAAUGGGGGGUGUAUGGAAGUCCCAAGUACCCAUCAUAGUACGGAACGUCGUCUACUCUUAAGGCAGCAGCAAUGGAGUCGAGUAGUGUGCUCGAGCAAGAAUGAACCUGGAAAUUGGCAGGCCUGACCUGAAGGUAACAGAUUACAACCUACUCCGACGUCACAACUGCGAUGGUUAGGAGACCCCACUGUGUCAUUCCACCCAGCCCUGUGGCCACCUGAUUGAGCUUGGUGUGCGUUUGCCUUCCCCUCAAAGACAAUGUACUGCCUUCAGUGGUUGCUCCCGGUUCUCCUCAUCCCGAAACCUCUGAACCCGGCUUUAUGGUUCAACCACUCAAUGUUCAUGGGCUUCUACCUGCUCAGCUUCCUGCUGGAGAGGAAGCCAUGUACCAUUUGUGCCUUAGUGUUCCUGGCAGCGCUGUUUUUCAUCUGCUACAGCUGCUGGGGGAACUGUUUUCUGUACCACUGCCAUGACUCCACUCUACCAGAUUGUGCACACGACCCCAGCAUUGUGGGCACCUAAGAGGAUUUCCCCUGACAUGAUGCGCAGAUGGAUCCUGGACAAUCUGUAUCUAGGCUGUGAAUAAAAUCUCCCACCUGACACUGUCGAUGUGGAGAAACAUAGACUUCACCCCGAUUCUCAACCCCUCUGCCCUUAGUGUGCACUUGUUCACUUUUCUUAAUGGAUUUAAAAGGAAUUGACUGGUGUAUGAAAUAUGGUUAAUCCCCCAUGCAUACACCAAUCCAAUGCUUUUAAAUGUGUGGGCAUGUGUACACUUCCCAGAGAAUAGCCUACCCUACCCUCCUCACUACUGCCCUCCACCCCUGCCUUUUUCCCCUGGUUUUUAGUGAACGUCGUCUACCCUGGCCUCAUUGGAUUUAAACAUUUGCAUGGGUUGCCUUUUAGAGUUUUCAAAAGUAAUGUUAAUACAUAUGUUUUAAUUACAGAAAUCUGAAAGUUUCCAAAGGGUAGAAAUCAAAUGUGGUGUUGGUGUGAAAAUGCUGACUAUCAGUAUAAGUUACAGUAGCAGGAAGGUGAACAUGAAAAUCCUCCUUCCCUGUUGAGCUUUGGACGUCAAGAGAAAGCGAGUGAUGUGAACCUGUUAUCUAGAGUGCCUUCAGAAAAUAUUCAUACCGCUUCACUUACUCCACAUUUUGUUGUAUUACAGCCUGAAUUCAAAAUUGAUUAAAUAAAUAAAAUCUCACCCAUCUACACACAAUACCCCAUAAUGACAAAGAUAGAACAUGUUUUUAGAAAUUUUAGCUAAUUAAAUACAGAAAUAUCUAAUUUACAUAAGUAUUCACAGCCCUGAGUCAAUACUUUGUAGAAGCACUGUUGGCAGCGAUUACAGCUGUGAGUCUUUCUGUGUCAGUCUCUUAAGAUCUUUCCACACCUGGAUUGUGCAAUAUUUGCUCAUAAUUAUUUUUCAGAAAUCUUCAAGUGCUUUCAAGUUAGUUGUUGAUCUUUGCUAGACAACCAUUUCCAGGUCUUGCCAUAGAUUUUCAAGUAGAUUUAAGUCCGAACUGUAACUCUGCCAUUCCAGUGUAGAUUUGGCCUUGUGUUUUAGGUUAUUGUCCUGCUGAAAGGUGAAUUAAUCUCCCAGUGUCUGGUGGAUAGCAGACUGAACCAGGUCUUCCUCUAGAAUUUGGCCUGUGCUUAGCUCCAUUUCUUUUUUUAUCGGGAAAAAACUCCCCAGUCCUUAACGAUUACAAGCAUACCCAUAACAUGAUGCAGCCACCAUUACGCUUGAAAAUAUGGAGAGUGGUACUCAGUAAUGUGUUACAUUGGAUUUACCCCAAACAUUACACUUUGUAUUCAGGACAAACAGUUAAUUGCUUUGCCACAUUUUUUGCAAAUGAACUUUUAGUGCCUUGUUGCGAACAUGAAAGAUGUUUUGGAAUAUUUGUAUUCUGUACAGGCGUCCUUCCUUCAAUUAGGUUAGUAUUGUGGAGUAACUACAAUGUUUCCUCCUAUCACAGCCAUUAAACUCUAACUUUUAAAGUCAAUGGCUCAUGGAGACAUACCUGAGCGGUUUCCAUCCUCUCCGGCAACCUGAGUUAAGAAGGAUGCCUGUAUCUCUGUAGUGAUUGGCUGUAUUGAUACACCAUCCGACGUGUAAUUAAUAACUUCGCCAUGCUGAAAGGGAUAUUCAAUGUCUGCUUUUUAUUUUAUUUUUACCGAUCUACAAAUAGGUGCCCUUUGCGAGGCAUUGGAAAACCUCCCUGGUCUGUGGUUGAUUAUGUUUUGAAAUUCACUGCUUGACUGAAUGACCUUACAAUUAUCUGUAUGCGUGGGGUACAGAGAUGAGGUAGUCAUUCAAAAAUCAUGUGAAACAAUAUUAUUGCGUACAGUCCAUGCAACUUAUGUGACUCAAGCAAAUUUUUACUGUUGUGUGUAGGCCAGUGACCCACAUUUUUUUAAACAUUUAAUCAAUUUUCUUUUAUUUGUGCUGUAACAACAAAAUGUGGAAAAAGUCAAGGGGUAUGAAUAUUUUCUGAAGGCACUGUAUGUCACUUCUGCAGAGUUCAAAUGCCACUACUGCUUUUCAUUUAAUAAAGUUCACCCUCUGAAGGUGUUAUCACACUGAGCAUGAUGCUGUGGCCUUGUUUUCUCAGUUCUUCUAGGCUUCAUAUCGACUUCUAAGUGUUAUCAAUUGCCCACUAUCUGCAUUUGAGAAAACGAGAACCCCAUGCCCAAGACCGAAAAAUGAAAAUGCAUAUUUGCUGAAAGAACAAUGAGAUUUCACAGAAUCCCAAUAUUUGAAAAGACGAAAGUAUGCUUUUAUAAAGUUUUGUAAAUCUAGUCAUUGAAAUGUGAAGUAUAGUAUUCUAAUGCUGUCUGCUGGAGGGAUAUUAACAUUGAUUAUUUUCGUUUGGGCCAUAAAGAAACUGCUGGACAAGCUAAUUAGCUCUUAAUCAAAAUGUUUUGGAUUAUUUUAACUCCAGCACGGUGUGAUACCUAUCAGGGAAAGUUCACCAUUUUGCAGCUGGCUAUCCAGUGAACCACAGACCACACGAAAUGUUCACAUUUUGCCCGGUCUGGUUUUGAGAACUUUUGACAAUGAAACUUAAGUUAAUUGUAUUAUGUUCUGUUGCUGUAGCUAAUGACAAAUUGUUUGCCAUUAAAAGAGGUUAGAUCAUCA